Molecule: messenger RNA, 1854 nt
Organism: Rotaria sp. Silwood1
Lineage: Eukaryota; Metazoa; Rotifera; Eurotatoria; Philodinida; Philodinidae
Source: the annotation of a GenBank genome assembly
AUGAAUUUCGGCGUAGACAAAGAUAGUUCAUUAAUUGAUACAUCAGUGUUACCAAAUGAUAUAUUUACACGUGUGGAUGAUGAUUUUUUUUCUAUUGUUAAAGCAUUAGCCGGUGAUUCAGUAUUCAAUAUUUUACGGAUACACCUAAUUAAUUCGGUAAGAAAACUGUUAUCUACAACUGAUGUAUUCGCAUUUUUUCAAAUUGAAUCUGAAGAAACAGAUAAAAUAAAAGCUGAAUCUUGUUUUAAAUCUAAAACUGGACAAUAUUUUGUUAAACCCGGUAUUCAAACCAGUUUAUCAUAUUUAAUCAAAUUAUUAAACCAGAAGCUAAAAGAAGAAUUAACACUAAAUGAAAAUAAUGAAACUCGAGAUACAUUUAUAUCUAACGAGUUUAUUGACAAGCAUCCGCUUUUAAAAUCUUUACUUAGAUGCUAUCAACAAAAUGACUCGGAAAACAACAACAAAGCAAAUAGAUACACUGAAUCAAUUAAAAAAUUUGCCAUAUGCUUAUACAUAUUCGGUGGUAAACAAUGCUAUGAGUUCGUUCGUUUAAAUAUGCCUGGUAGUAUACCGCAUUUGUCAACACUUGGUGAUUUAAUUAAUAAAUCGAAUAUGACUUUAACUGAGGCAGAAUUUAAAUUUGACUCACUUCAAAAGUUUCAAUCAGGUUUUGGAUUUUGUUCUGAAGGUACUACUGGUGUCAUUCCUAAAGUUGAAUACGAUUCGUCGACAAACUCAUUCAUUGGAUUUACAACACCAAUUGUUGAUGGCAUUCCAUUGACGAAACAUUAUCAAGCUGAUACAUUUGAUGAUUUUAAAAUCAUAUAUAGUACCGAUGAAACAGCACCACUAUUGAAUGUACAUAUGUUCCAAAGUAUAUCAACAGAAGAUGAUCCAACAAAUUUUUCGAAACCAGUUUUACUCUCUGCUUAUGGUGUUGACAACAAAUUUAGAGCUAUGGAUAUUUUACGACGAUGGAUGUAUAUUUUUGAACGUUGUUUAGAUAAAGAUGUUCGCAUUAUCGGAUUUUCUACAGUACUAUUAGUGAAACAGCAACAUUUACCAAAGCAAGCAUUAAUCAAUAUACAUUUAUUCAAUUCACAACCAUGCGAGUCAUUAUUUAGAGAUGCAAGAUCAUUAAGCAGUACAUCCUCAACGGUCGUCAAUUUUACCGUAAAAGAUUUUAUGCGACGUUCACAAAAACUAUCAAUAUUAAAUCAAUUUAAACAUAAUCAUUUGGAAAAAGAUCUAUCAUUCCCCAUACAUCACAAACACAAAUGCGAACAUCCAUUACAAUCAUCACAUCAAUUAGAUAAUAUUGAUACCUUAGAUAUUCAAAAAUUAAUAUCAAAUGCAUAUGAUCAAGCAUUACGUCUUGUUAAAUAUUCAAAAAUACUAGUUAAAUUAAAUGAGCAUCAAAUAAAUUAUUUAAAUGAUUUAAGUAGUUAUAUCUUCAACAUGUUAAAUAAAAAUUCAAGAAUGAUUAAUUAUUCUUUCCGAACAGAAAAUAACACCACUGACGAGUUUGGAUUGGAUGAAGAAAAUGAAGAUAAUGACGUCAUCAAUUAUGCACCAGACCAACUUAUUGAUGAAAUUCUAUUUGAUGCUCAAAGCGACGGUGUUAGUGAUGAUGAUGAAAAUAUAUUAAAUUCAACAAAAUCAGAUUUUAAUGGGAUAAGAAUAGUUGAUAAUAUUAAUCCUGCCAUAAGAAAAUCGUAUUUCAAAGUCAAAAUAAAUGACAAUAUUAAGUAUCUUCACAAACAAUCGGCCUGCUGGCUGCAAUCGAGUCAGAUAACGAAAUUAUCAAGUGAUCGUUUAUCUCGUGUCAUGCAACAAACACCUGGUCAUGAUUAG